AUGUUGGAUUCUAAUGAGGCCAUACGAGCUGCAGCCAAAGCUAGAGCCUCAUCAUCAGUUUUGAAGCCCAUCAGUUCCCGCACCCAAAAUGAUGCUGAUCGAUGCUCAAGCGGGAAUGUAAGCAGCAGAAGCAGCACUGGAAGCGCUGAUGUUGGCUUUCAUAGAGAAAACUGGUUGGGUACUGUGAAGUCUUCACCUCUGAAGACAUCUUACCCACCGAGCAGGGCAAGCAGGGAGGACCCCGAAAUCUAUCCUUACUGGGAUCCUGAAGCUGGUCGUUUUGUGUCCUAUCAGGGGGUGUUUGGGAAGAAGCUUAUGGUUGAGGCGGCGACGUUGGAUGACCAUCUUCUACAUGAAAUUCUUUCACGCUUGCCUGCAAAAGCUCUGGGUCGAUUCAUGUUGACCAGCAAAAAGUGGAAGACCCUGAUUUCAGACCCUUAUCUCAAGACUAUCCAAGCUCAGAGGUCAACACAAAAUGUUCUCGGCAUCCUCAGCGCAACCACAUAUUCAGUGGGAAGAAGGCUCACCUAUUUCCCUCUUGAGCAUAAUGCAGGCGAAGUCCCUGACACAAGUCUUGGACUCCCUGGUCCACAAGCAGAAACAAUCUCACUCAAAUGUGCUUGCAACGGGCUUCUAUUGAUCCAAGUCUUUCCUCCCAUUCGAGACCUUUUGUGCAACCCCACCACAAAAUAUUCAAGGCAGAUUCCUGACCUGGAAAUAUGCUACAAUGACACCAAGUUUGGACUUGCCUUUGAUCCAACCAUAUCCACUGCCAAUUUCAAGGUGGUUGCUACUGAGAGGGUGCGUCAGGAAGCUCGUGGUGGAUGCUAUAAAUUCUAUGUGUACUCUUCUGAGACUAAUACAUGGAGAUUAUCAAAUACAACCAUAUCUUGCACUAGGAAGCACCUCCUCAGGUCGGCAGGCUCUGUUUUCUUCAAUGGUGCACUGCAUUGGUUGAGGGAAAGGGAAGACAUUCUUGCAUUCAACGUGGAGCAAGAAGUGGCCUACAGUUUGGCAUUGCCGGAUGAGCUGAGGCCUAUAUCAAUUGCAUGCUACAUAAGCAUCUGGCUUGGAGUUGUCGAUGGUCACAUGAGUGUAGUGAAGUUUAAAAGGGGAGACAUACUCGUUUGGGUGCUCGAAGACUAUGGAAGCAGGAGAUGGGAGCUCAAGCACUGUAUAGAAACACAAGGGAGUGGACACUACUUGAAUAGUGUGCCGAUCUUCUAUGAUGGUGAGAAAUGUGUUCUCGUGACAUGGGGAAGCAGCAAAGAGGAGUAUGGGCUGGCUGUCUACAGGAUAAAUAGCGGGCAAUGGGAUGAGAUAAGAAGCUUGACAUGCUCGGGUUUUGAUCGUUGCUUUGUUCCAUACAUCAGCCACAUGCUGGGAUAG
Elaeis guineensis (African oil palm) is the source of this 1389-nucleotide messenger RNA. NCBI's taxonomy places the organism in Eukaryota, Viridiplantae, Streptophyta, Magnoliopsida, Arecales, Arecaceae. The record is from RefSeq and is a predicted model, not a curated record.